AUGGCCACUGUUCAACGGCCAGCAACUCCUUCGUUUAGGGCAGUCAACACGGUGGAUUUCGCAUCGACCGAAGUAUCUGCAAGGAAUAUGGCAACACCCCGUAGUCGGUUGACGCCACCACCAUCAGCGCCGUCAGCCCCGCCAGCUACCACCACCACCACCACAUCCACCACCACAACCACCACAUCAUCAUCUUACGACUUUCGGUCGCAUACCACGCCCACGAUAAAGGACGAAAAUCCUUCGCCAUCGAGAAUGUCCUGCACGCUGGAGGACGACGAAGCGAACGACCAUGACGAGGAUCGCGACAGCCUCGAACCCGCCGAAAAGUCCGGGGGUAGUGGCAAGAGCUCCGGCCGGGUGAAGAAAAAGAAAGGAACAAAGUUCCACUGCACCGGGUUUGGCUCGUGUAAUCUGGCAUUCACGAGGAGCGAACAUCUAGCCAGACACAUACGUAAACACACCGGCGAGCGCCCAUUCAUGUGUCACUGCGGCCGAUGGUUCUCGCGACUCGACAACCUCAGGCAGCAUUCGUCGACUGUGCACGCCGACGAGGAGAUACCGUCCACUUCGCUCGCCGCGACCGGAACCCGGUAUCAACGCCAUGGGCGCCCCGAAAGAGUGCGCCCGAGGUCGAGGGCGCAGAGCCAAAGUGACAUCCAACCACCGACGGAGCAGCAAUUGCAGCCAACGCCACCAGCAGCGCUUGGAUCCCCCAUGGAGGAUCGCCGGACGCGAAGGCGACCGGAUCCGAUCGUGGUCCCUCAGGAUGUGGGCCAGGACGAGGGCGCUUUUAACCAGUACAGAGAUCACACACCCCCAGACUCGCCGAUCUCGUCGGUGUCCACAUUCAGGUUUGGCGGCGUGUACAGGAAUCGCACUGCCACUUAUCCCGCCGUCGCGGAAUCCCCAGCUGCCACGCCCACAUCGAGUCGGAUGGGAAGCACUACGGACAGUCCGUUUGGCAGUCCUAGCGGCUACUCGCAUAGGAAUUCCGUGGUGUACGAUGGUACGAGUUCGUCGGUAGCCGCGCGACGGCUUUCCAUGCCGCACCCGCCCACGCCGUCAUUGUUCGCUGCGCCCCAAGUUUUACCUCGUCCUGGCUAUGCCACCCCCUCCGCAGCCCCUGGGUCGCGACGUGAUUCGCUCACUUCCGUCAUCGACGACGACCGUCGACGAACCUGGCACAUGGGUACGCAGGUCAAUCUGAACUUUCAGAGGGACAUCGUAUCGCCCACGACUCAGAGCUUUGCACGAACCACGAUCCAUAGUCCUACGGAGCCCGGCCACCCGCCAAUCGGUCAACCCCGGCCAGCACAUACGGAUAGGCUGCCCAGUAUACAUCAUGUCCUCCAGGAAUUCGCGCCGUCCACUCCCGAGCAUCAGCGAGCAUCGUGGGCUGGCGAUAUCUUGGAGAGACCGGGAACAUCGGAACUCAAGCGGCCCUUCCACGAAGGUAUUUCCGCCGUAUCCGGGCGUCGUGUGGCACCCGGUCAAGUGAGGUCGAGCCACGGUAGGUCCGUCAGUAACAUCGAGACGAGGAGAUGGGGAGGUGGACAGAGCAACCCAUUCUCGGGACCUUGGGGUGGCGACCCUCGGGAUCGUCGUGAGGUUUCGCUGCAGCCAAAUACGCAGUUGCCGGUUGAGACCAAUAGGCAUUCGGGAUACUUUGGAGGAGUUCUCUCCAAUAUACCAAGCCCGAGGGAGCACCGACAUUCGUUUGGGAGCUCGGACUCGAGUGUCAGCGAGGGUCUUGUGACCCCAGUUGCACCUUUACGUGCGCAACCACGGAUACUGGGCGAACCCGGAGAUGCUGUGUUCCAUACAGAGAGUCCGGACAAGGACUACAUCGACCGUUCCUGCGAGAUGACCGGCGUCGAAACCACCGGUCAAUCACCGUCUACAUGUAACGAGCGGAUAAACGCGGGGAACAUGGAGCAACACGCUAUGCCACCGGACUUUCCGGUAUCCCGACUCGAUGCCCUGGUUUCUGCUGCGGCUGUGGCGGCCAAGAUAUGA
Molecule: messenger RNA, 2019 nt
Organism: Tricharina praecox
Lineage: Eukaryota; Fungi; Ascomycota; Pezizomycetes; Pezizales; Pyronemataceae
Exons: 3
Coding region: 1-2019 (672 amino acids)
Biological process (GO): regulation of transcription by RNA polymerase II
Molecular function (GO): RNA polymerase II cis-regulatory region sequence-specific DNA binding; DNA-binding transcription factor activity, RNA polymerase II-specific
Source: RefSeq, a predicted model, not a curated record